Messenger RNA from Spirodela intermedia, 15692 nucleotides. The record is from the annotation of a GenBank genome assembly. NCBI's taxonomy places the organism in Eukaryota, Viridiplantae, Streptophyta, Magnoliopsida, Alismatales, Araceae.
AUGUCACUUGAGAGCAAGUCUAGAAGGUUGACCUUUGCCACCCACAUCCAAUAGUACUGCUCAAAGGUUGCCCAUAACAUGUUUUGCUUCUUGUCCCACUAGAUAUCUAAGAUGAGAGUGAAGAUAUCAUGCAGGGCACACAUAUCUUGCCCCACACCUCCUUAACUAUUUAGCAAGUCCAAUCAGUGGCCAUAUAUAUUGACAUAUCCAUUUAUACACAAUAAUUCAUUUUUUUAAUAUGAAAAAUCAAAUAAUUCACUUUUUAAAAAGUAUACAUAUGUAGCGUAUUUUUUAAAUUAGUAAUUAUUUGAUUUAUUUAUACGUAAGUUAGGAUUAUAAUCUCACUAGUUUUAAAAAAUAAUGGAAUUUGGGUGGAGGGUUGAAGCUUAGGUAGUGAUUCUCUAUCUCUCUUUGCUAGUGUGCCCUUGAGAGAAGAAGGUCCAAGUUGUGAAGAUAUAGAGAUCCAAACAAGUUCACUUGCAUUGCAUAGCAUUCUAGUAACCAUGGAGGGGGGUGGGGGUCAGAAUAAUGUUAAAAAGAUAGGGUGGAUGAAAGUAUGUGGAAUAAAGUUUUUACCCAAUUAAUUGAAAGUAUUAUAGAUAUGCUCAAGCGAGGGGGAGAGAGAGAGAGGCGCGAUCAUCGUUCACCACAUCUAAAGCUUCCCGCCACCAAAAGCUGCGGCGCGGUCAUUGUGGGGUUCAACCCAGCCAGGUUCCUGCGGAAGCAAGGGCCUUUCCGUUCGACGUAGGCUUGGGGGAGGCGGCGGCGUGGCCGACAAAGGCGGAGACGAGGUCGGUGUGGUUCCGUAGCCGCUCCAGGAGCGACCGCGAGACCUGCAAGACCUCCCCCACUGGAUCCAAAUCUCCGAGGACGUCGUCGUCAGGAACAGCAGGAGGAGGUCAGAGGAGGAGAAGAGGCUCCGUUCCAUAGCAGUAGAGCGAGGAGAGACGGAGAUCCGGUGGCUUACCUUGGAGUAGCAGCGGAGCUAAAGCGGACGCCGGCUUGGGGUCUUGCUUGGAAAAGGAACGGGAGGAGAUUCUCUGCCGGACAGGUACUGCGAGCUCUUGCCAGGUAUGCCCCCGGCGACUCGGAGCUUUUUUGGUGCCUCUUCUUCCGUUGAUUUUGAUAUGUGGAGGAAAAGAGAUACAUCAGGGUUUUGUCUCGUUGAAUUCUUCCAGGUCCUCUUACGUCCAGGCUGACUUGGUGGCUGGUUCUCCUGGGACUUCGGAUUAGCUGACUGGUCCCUACUGGGAUCACAAUUGAUACAGUAAAUUGGUUGGUGGAGAAUGCCGUGGUGUAAGCAUUGCCAAGAGGUCUGUCCGACAGUGCGAGAUGAGGACCGUGGUUACAUGUGAGCCUCCUCUUCUUUCUUCUGAAUCCUCUUGCAGCAAUCUAAUGCGAGAUGAGCCUCCUGUUCGUUUCGUGUUCUAUGUCAGAAGUAGCAUUUUUCAUUUGUUUACUCAUUCUUUUCAAUUUCUCAGAUGCUGUGAGGGUUGUGGACGUGUUCUUGAUCAGGACAUAUAUUAUAGCGGGGUUACUUUUGUGAAAACCAGCUCUGGUCAGGUAUAUGCCUCGUCUCUCAUGUAGAUUCUAUUUGACAUGGCUGAAGUAUCUCCGGCCUAGUUAUGGCAUCUUUUUAUGUAGAUCCCUACCCUUUGUUUAACAUUUAGCUCUUUCUUGACAGAGCCAAUUGGCAGGUGCUUUUAUCCGAAGUGUCCAGAGUGAGUAUUCUUUAUCCCACGAGAGAACUUUGAUGAAAGGUAUGUGUUGCAGGUUCCUCUAUCCUUUUCACUUGUCCUUAUUUAUCGUGCCUAUGCUUUAACUUACUUUUAUGAGGGUAUUAAUAUGAUGUUUAUUUUUUACAUAAUACCUUGUAUAUGAGCUGCAUCAGUUUUAUAUGAUCUAAAAGCUGAGUUUGCUUUGUCUAGGAAAUGUAGAGCUCAGGUUCUUAGCAAUGUCUUUGGAGAAUUUUCAAGGGCAUCUUGAGAAUAUUUGUUAUAGAGGAGUCUUAUCAACAGUUUAGAUGAUUAUAACGUAGUCUUAAGGAGAUGACAGAAAGUGACAGAUAUAAGGGUAACAAUGGACCAUCCGAAGCAGAAUGAAGAAGUAAUCAAACAAUAAGUUGAGGAGGAUUGUCUUUGUUGCACUGGAAAUAUAGGCGCCAUGAAUACAAUGCAAUUAUUUCAUCCCUAAUGCAUGGUUAUUAGCAAUGCAUGACCAUCUUCUCAUCAGCACUAAAUUCAUUCAUCCGCUAUCCUCAUAACUUAUAUUAUGGUUAUUAUGUUUAAUAACCAUGUUGUUGAUCAUUAUCCCGCUAUUUGCAAAUAUUUUAGAGUUGUAUUGUGUUACUUAAAAAAUAGGUUUGAACUGAGUGUUGUUCGGUUCAAUCCGAAUAUAUUAUGAUCAUUUCAUCAAUUGUCAUUUAUAAAAUUGGAUUGCUAUAUAAGUAUUAUAACACAUUGUAUGAUCUAAACCAGAUGGGGAUUUAAGUGAAUUUGGGUAUGUCUGUACAUGUGAUUUAUAAUAGUCAGGGCACUACUUAGUCUUUUAAAUUGCUUAGACAGACAAGUAAUGAAGGUUGGAUGUCUUGUGCAUUUUUAUUUGACAUUGAAAUCUCUAAUCUAGUCCUUUAUGUUCUCACGCAGUCUUUUAUUUGACAUCUAUUUGACAGUGCAUUCCGAAAUUCAGAGUGUUUCAACUUCCAGAAAAAAGGAAAGAAAUGAUUAGUUGUUAAAUUAAUAUUAUAUUGCUAGUAACCAAUACACAUUAAUUAAUAUCUAAUUUCCCUUGGAGUUUUUUUCAUUUAUGAAUUGAACAUUCACUGAAUAUGGUUGUAUGCUUUUUUUGAUAUGGGUGGCGCUUAUUUUUAUCAUACAUUUCUUUGUCAAACAUUUUGUAGGAAGGGAUGAAAUCAAGGGCAUCGUAGUUAGUCUUUCUGUGGCCGGUGGUGAUUCAAUUAUUGAUCAGGCUCAUGCUUUCUAUAAAGUAGGCCUACUUCUCUCUUACUUUGUGGCUCUUUUAGCAUCGUUUAGUGAUGAGGUUAAAUCUUUUUUGUGUUAUGAAGAUAGCAGUUGAGCGAAAUUUUACCAGAGGGCGUCCAACAUCACAGGUUGCUGCUGCUUGCUUGUACAUAGCUUGCCGGUAGUGACUCUUGCCCUCACUCAUGCUUUCCUUACUUUAUAGCCUCUAAACUUGGUUAUUCUACAUCUGACAGUACUAACCUUUGAAAGAUCAACCCGCUGUAUUUCGAAACAUCUUGUUUGGGAUUAUGUAGUUCCAAAGAGAUCAGAAAGAGGCACAAACUAGUGACUUUAUCAACGUUCGAUAGGUGAUGGUAUGAAAUAUAUAAGGUUGUUAUUUAAACUGAUAGACAAGACAGCAGUUGAUCAAUUUUGAAAGAAAAAAUGAGAAAAAAAUGGUUAUGAUCAAUUAUGUGCUUUUAUAUAUAUUUUUCAGAAGGCUAAGGUACCAUUUAAAGAGCAUCUUGAAUGGUCUACUAGUAGUGGAGCGAUUAAAAAUUGUCUUUGAAGGUAAACAUGCCGUUUAGAUGUCUUACUAACCAUUCAGCUUUAGUUUGUUUGAAGUGGAGUACAGCAGUUGAAGAGGGUUCUGAAGGCCUUUAUGGUGAAGAGAUGGAGACCUUUUCCUAAUUAAUGACAUUUGUAGGGGCUAAAACUAGACAACCCUAUUUGUUUUCUGUGUUUGAAUUGGUUUAUUGUUUUGGUCCACAGAAGUGCUUUUAGAUAGGAAGUAAGUAUAGUCAACGCAAAUCUAAUGAUCACGGAAGAGGGUGCAUGAUUGAAUGAAAGUGUAAUUUAUCAAAUUGAUUGAUAUACUUUAUUUUUAAUUAAAUAUCUAUUUAAUAGAUGGCUCGUGGUUUAGAUCAGAGAAUGUUGACUUAAGGCAUAAAAACUUUUAAAGAUAUAGUGGCUGAGUUCUCUUUUCCAGCUUUUAUUUUUUUAUAGUAACCUUUCCCGACUUGGUCUCCUUUAAGGCUGGUGGUCUAGUUCAGGACUGAUGAAAUAUCAACUUGAAUUGUGGAUAAGUUGAUUUACAACAUCUGGAUAAUGUACACAGGUGAUAAACCAUUUUGGACAUUCUCUUAAAGUUGAUUGAGAAUGUAUACAUUUAAAAGUUUUUGAGAAUAUUGGCACUAAGAGUAUGGCUGUUCAAGGAUGCAUACUUUAUGAAGGUUGUGGCUUUGGAGUUGUUUCCAAAAGGGAAGAUGCUUGGAAGUGUGUGCACAAUAAGCAGCUAUGCACACAAUAAGUGUGUAGGGUGGUUCUUUCUUUGUCACAAUCCAGCUAUACGAGAUGGAUUAAAGAUAUAUAGGAUGUCAGGAUUUUAGAGAAUCCAGGGGCUUCUGUGAGAUUGCCAUUGCAUUCAUAGUUUGUUAACAUAGGUUCUUAAUGCAGUUUUGGAGGGCUGCUUCAGAUGCUAUCUCAUUAUGAAAUAAAACUAUGAUAAGUUUCACGUUGGCUCCCAAAUCUAUAGCCUUCUUUCAAUGCCUUUCUAUGUUUAGUGAAUUGAAUCCAAGAAUAUGUGCACAAUUUCAGUAAGUCUCUUGUCCUGCUUAAGGAAUUUACAGGAUUGAGGAACAAUCCCUGAUCCAGCAGUGAUUGGGGUUUAACUCCAUGUUAGAUGAAAAGGCGGAAUUUAGUUCAAUCAUGUUAGGAAAAACGCUGUUUCCCAAGGUUUUCACUGUAGCUUGCCACCUUGGUCUUGGCAUAACUAACUCCAACUGUGAAACAUGUUUAUUGCAGUAGUUUAUCUGGGGCUUGAAGGAUUGAUAGGUAGGACAUUUGUAGAAGGUGGUGGGGAGGAUUUUCCUAUCGCCAUUCAUAUCAUGCUCUGCUACAUUGUUGCAUUUCCAUGUUCCUCAAUUUCCAGGCCAUCAAGACGAAUUUUGUCUCUCUUAAGACUUUGUUCUUGAUGAAAAACUCAUUUAUAUGUUACAGAGAAUGCCAUCAAGAGGAUUUUGUUUUUUAACUUUAGUGGCAUGCAGCAGACCGCAUUUAUAGAGAUGAUGCUGAAUGAGUCAGCAGACCGCGUGUCUGCUUCCAUCCUCGAACUAAUAAUCUUUCACUUAUCUCACUAGUGUACUUGUUGUUAUUGUGUUCCUGCAGUAACUUUAUCUUUCGAGUAAAGUAGCAUAUAUAUAAAGGAGAGGGGAAGGAUGCCUGAGAAGUUGGGAUGUAUGAGAGACAUUUGCCAAACUAAAGUAAAUAUAGAAUGAUGGAAAGAUUCUCAAAUGAUGGGAAUGACCGUGGACAUUAAAUAUGGUUGACCUUAUGGGGCAUGGGAUUAUUCUAACUGCAGUUUUAAAGAUGAGUUCUCGUGCCUCUAUUAUGACACUCGUGAUUUUAAUUGACAUUUUGGAAGAAUCUCAGAUUAUGUCUCUUGAUCUGAGGAUGUACACUUGGAAUCUGCAUAGAUGCAAUGUAUGUGAGCGAAGACGUUUGCAUACUUAAUGAAUUUUUUAUGUGGAUGACAUUUAUUACUUAAUGAUAGCUUUUAGUAUCUUAUUUUGUUAUCAGUGACAAUUUUCACUCACUGCGUGCGCUUAUUGACCAUUAACAUUUUUUUAUGUAUGAACAAAUGCAUUUAAGCUUUACAUAUUUGUCCAUAAAUAUAGCUAAAAGCUAUUUUUACCGUAGGUCUUAACUGCUGCCUCUUCUCCAUGAUAAAUUAAAAGCAUAUUCUACACUUUUGUUUUAUGGUGUCAUCUACCAUCCUCAUCUUAAAUGUCAACAGACAUAUUUGGAGGAUGAUUUGAGAAACACAACUAUCAACAUUCCUGUCCAAUAUGUGGCUAUUUCCUUUUAUUGUAAAGUGAAACAUGUUGAAAAAAAGAUGUUACUUUAUUUUUUAGCAACAUCAGAGGUUCCCUUUAUUCCAUCGAUGUGAACAAACAUAAGACGAUGAUCCCAUUGACAGAAAAUGCUAUUUCGUCAAUCCUGAUCUGUUUAUUCCGUUUAUUUAAGGAGCUGACCCUUGCCAUGCUGAUUCGCAAUUUUUUUUCUACCAAGGAUCAACCAGUGCUUUGAGGAUUAGGAUAAAUCAUGUGCAUGGUUCUCAUUUUAUGUUAACGUUUGCUUAUUGAUUCAUGAGUCCACAUGGAAUUUUCUUGAGUAAAAGUUAUUUGAAACAAACUUCGUGCUGUUUUGCAGGCAGAAUAUGAAGCCGUACCUUCUGAUUGAUUUUUCAGAUUACCUGAGGAUAAAUGUGUAUUGACGAAGCUCCUUUCCCUUUCAUUAUAGUGAUAUGUCAUUGAAGAGAAGGUUGUUUAUGCUAUUUUCUAAUCUGAAUGGUUUUAUCCAUCAAUGCAUUUUUUUCUUUCAGCUAUGUGCUAGGCGCCGUGUUUUUGCAGCUUUGCCUACUCCUAAGACUUGAAGAACAUCCCAUUGUUCAGAAGCCAGUGGAUCCAAGUCUUUUUAUUCAUAGAUUUGCUGAACGUAAGUGUGCAUUGCGAUUUUCAUCUUCUGUAUAUAUAUUUUUUCUGAUGCUAGGAUCUAGCAGCCUUUUCCUUAAGAGUAUAAUAUACCCGUAAUUUUCUUCAGCCCAUGAAAUGACUGAUAAAUUUUCUGUCUGGGCAUAGAGCUCAUCUGGUUGAAAUAAAUAGCAUUAUGCACAGAAUGCCAUUCCUCAUGGUGCCACUUUCAAGUUAUGAUGGAACAAAUUAAUGCCAUAGAAGAUAAGAUGGGGCUGUCCCUCAAUGUUUUUGAUACUCCUCUCCAACCAUGUUAAACCAUCUAUUGAGGGAAAGGUGAUCUUCAUUUUUAGAUCUGUUUUCUGCCAAACGUUUUAUCCGCUUUUUCUGUUAAUUUACAGAUUAUGUGGGUAAUGUUUAUCAAAUUUGACAUAGUGUUUAUAAAUUAGGAACUAGACCAGCAUCAUUGUUUUAGAACACGAUGUAAAUUGCACAAGAAAUUAGAAACGUGCUGCUAUAAUGUUAAUCUAUGGGGAAGACUUCCUCAAGUCCAAUUGAAAGGUGAUGGGAUCAUAUUUUCCCCCAUAAAUUUGAUCCAGUUACGGCCUUUCUAAGUUUACAAUAACGAUUAGCUCUAUAACUGUAGUGGGGAUAAGGUAAUUCAUGUAUGGACGCGUGCGAGUAUAAGUGCUUGAUUCUCGAUCUCUAUAACUGCAGUGUCUUGUUUUUGUACUGAUGUUACUUCCUGCACUUCACAAUGAAACUGUGUGCUCAGUUCUUACUUAUUGAUACCCUUUAGGGUUCAUUUCCUUGGUCACAAGUGGUUCUGAAGGAAGUGAUGCAAUCUCGAAUGGUCAUAAAUACCGCUAGCAGUUGUCCUACAGUGACAAUUUUCAACUUUAUUAAGCUUCUUCGUAGAAUUGUGCUUGACAGUUUGUCAUUAUAUCUCGAUAUUUAUAAGGAGUGUUAUGUAGGUUUGUUGGGGGAAAAGAACUCCGAGGUAAUUAAAGUCGCAUUGUCUAUCAUUUCCAGCAUGAAGAGAGACUGGUUGCAGGCAAGUUGGUUUAGUAGUAUUUUUUUCUCAUAAUUUUUAUGUUCUAAGAUCGUGUUUACAGUUUUACUCAUGUUGUUCUCUUGUAAGCUGAUUACAACUUUGAUGACUCUAUAGACGGGGAGGAAACCCAGUGGCUUGUGUGGUGCUGCAUUAUAUAUUGCAGCUCUUUCUCAGGGCCUCAAAUAUUCAAAAUCAGAUGUGGUAAGUGGUUAUGCUGGCAAUAAUUGAUUUUUCUUCCUAACUGCUGGUAAAUUUGUCGUUUCCCAGAUUUUUCAUGACAGUUUGGGAAAUGUUUCUGCACUGCUUGCAAAACAAUAUCUAAUGCUUUAAGAUUAUUUCUGGAAGAACUAGAGCCAAAGGUUUUGUUUUUUUUAUGCUAAUAUAUGCUUGAAUGUUUCCUGCAAGAAUUUCAUUUUAGUGCUCUGCAAAAUUCAUCUCGAACAUGCGAGGGAGUUCAUUUCAAAGAUAAAUUGCACAGUACGCGGAACCCGAUUUUUGCAAGUUUUUUUGGUUUUUGUGAAACAGACGACCACAUAUCAUCGGUAGAUUGCGGGCGUACAUAACUCAAUUUGCUGUAUGCAUUUACAAAGGGUUCACAUGACAAGGGUGAUAUGGCAUAGAAACUCAUUGGAUAUAAUGGCAUUUUGCCAUAGAUCAGUAGGAUUUUGAUAGUAUCCCCCCAGGUAAAUAGCUCAAAUGAGAGAAGAAUCGAGAGAUAAUGCUCGGAAAUAGACUGGAAAGUCAGAACUGAAAUAUAGAAUGAGAGGAUAGAGGGUUUCUGGGGAAACCCUAGAACAAGUUCGAGGGCGAGUUCGAGAGCGGCCUCAGCUCUCCCUGAUGACUUCUUCCCAAAAAGUCCCCCAAGUUACGACCCCUAAGCGUCCUUAUACCCAUCCGCUUAAUGGGCCUUGGCCCAUCUAUCCUCGGUACCCUAUAUCUCUCCAGCUUGUUGCGUUGAUAACGGGCCUGGUGUUAAGCCUGGUAACACAAGGCCUAACAGAUUUAUGCAAACAUGUGAAGAUGGAAUAGUUCUCAGUAAAGCAUAAACUGCUUAUAAAUUAUUGCAUAACUACAUUGAUCAUCAUACCUGCGGCAAUAAACCAAUCAAUCAUUAAUAUUAACAAGCCUACAGAAUGCUUCUUGGAAUAUCGUUUUUCUUUUCACUUUACAACCAACCAACAGACAUCCAUUGGUUUCGAUCAAUUUGUGACUGUGGCUUUGGUAUUUCGUGUCAUAUGUGUAUAUACCUACAGUAGUUAUCAAAUGUUUAUAUUUUAUUAUAGAAAUAUUUUUGAAAUGCUUAAGAACGUUUCAUUUUGUUGAUGUAAUAAGUUAUUGGGAUAUUGCCUCAAAACCUACGGUUAACUUUUUCUCAUUGAUUACAUUAAUUAUCUUCAUUGUAAGUGAAUAAUUGAACUUUGUGAAACCUAAAUAAGUGACAAAAUCUAAUUUUCAUUUUCCAUGCGGUCUUGAAUUUUCCUAGUUCAAAAUCUUACUUUUGAAGCUUCUAAGUUUUCGUGGUCUCUUCCUUCUGAUGAUGCAUUUCGCGGCUUUAAUAUUUUAGGUAAGUGUUGUUUACGUUUGUGAGGCAACGCUAACUAAGAGACUGAUCGAGUUCGAAAAUACAAAAUCUGGUGGGCUGACGGUAAGAUUUUUGUAUCAUCUUUUAAGUCUUUGAGUCGGUGUAAGCCGCUUAUAGAAUUUUUUUUUUAGUUAUUAGUUCUUUCUGAUAAUAUUUUUUCGACUCAUUUGACAAGUAUAUAGUUGUUGCUCCGAGUAUAGACGUAGAAAUUGACUAUCUGAUGUGCUAUUUGAUUUUUAGGUUAUGAUAUACUACUGCAUGCAAGAUGCUUCUUAAAUAAGGAAUAUUUUGUGGAUUUAAGCUUUUGGAUGAUCUUUCUCUUUCAAAUGGAAACCAUUGGUGUUCUGAGAAAAUUGCAUGCAAUCUGGGGAAGCCUAUCUCAUUCAUAUGCCACAGAAAUUAUGAAGAAGGAAUUUUCCUCUCAUCUACCUACAAAGCUGUUAAUUCAUGAAUAGCUAUUUAUGUCUGUUAGACUAGAAUUGAAGACAUCAAAGAAUUGGUUAGGAUGUUCAUGUGCCUGGACAUUGAAUGAGAGUCGUGUUUCUGUCCCACCAGAUUGCCUCGUCAUGACAUGUUGAGGAAAUUUCCUGAUAAACUCUAAUUGCUGAAACACUGCAUCUUAUUCAAGCCUUUAUCAGAUAUGGCAUACCUAUAUAUGUAACUAUUGGAUUCCAGAUUUUAUGAUCUGCAAACAUUUUUUUCUAGAUAAUUCAAUGGCUGGUUAGUAAAGGCUGAUCAAUUGUCCUUCAGAACUUUCCAUGGAAAACAGUGUUCACAUCAGGUCAGGACUUUUCUAGGUUACUUUUGAGAAUCAUUUGAUGAAUAUCUCUCGGCAACGAAAUAACAGGUAGUUUGUUGUGUUCUAAUCUUCCUGGAGCUGACUGAAGUACCAGAGGAACUAUUCUUAAUCCCAUCUAAUCAAGCAAAAUACCUUUUUUUCUGGAUACAACUUAUAAUCUAUUUUUACGAGAAGGUCCUUGAAUAUGUAGCACUGUAGCAAAUGUCACAGCAACAACUGCCAUAACAGCUACCAGCAGUGAUUCCACCAGCGGAAUCCAGUAUCUUCCAUGGAAACUUAUAAGUAGGAGAAGGAUGCUACUUAGUCUCUUUGUUUCUGGGUCGUCCAGAAGAUGGAUCUAAUAUGAUACGAAUGAAGUAUAACAUUUCCAUACCUAUACACACUUGUUUUAUCUUAUCCAGAAGAUGGAUCUCUUUUUCAACAUGAUGCAUGAUACUAAGUUUUAUAGCCUAACUCAGUCGCCCUACAACUAUGCGUUAUCUACUCCAAUCAAUAUAGUUAGAUGGCUUUAGAACCCAAAAGUCUUCUAACAAGCGGGACAGUAAGCUACCAAUUGGAUUUUUCAGUGAAAGCUUCCAUCAGAAGACUAACCAUAAUCACCAUCACAUUUACUUUGAUUGAGGGCUGUAAGAUGAAUUGCUCGAAUUUCUGUAGAAAAUCUCUCCGUCCUCAAUGAGACCAUGAGUUAGAGUGAUGCCUUAAGAAGCAAAGAGCAACUGUAGGAUGUGAGUUUAGACCCUUGUCAAUUAACCGCAUUGGUAUAAAUCGUUUGCUGUUUUGUGAACCUGCGUUUGACUAGAGUGCCAUUUUGGUGAACACGUGAAGUGUCAUGCACCGUGGGUGCAAACACUUUCAUAUUUUUGGAACCAACAAUUGUAUACCUUCUAUCUUUUAUUACUGUUCAUCUAGUACUUUUUGCUAUCAUCUUAUUAGAAUAUUUCCUAUGAUGACUGUAAUAAGCAUUUUGGGUUGUCGGCUUCAAUGAUUGAAAGAUUUUUCAUUUUAGUGUAAAUUCAUGUCUUGCGGAUCAAACUUAUUGCUGCGGAUUUUCGAAAAUGAAUUCUUGCUUGGCUCGUAUAUGCUGUUUUAUUUCCAUAAACAUGGGGUGUAACAUUUAUUUGCAUUGUCAAUUAUUUGAUCUCUCAGAUAGAGGAGUUUCUUACAAAGGCAGAUGAAGAAGAACAUCUGGCAAAUCAGCUUCCAAGCCGUACAAUAAAGUUGUCCAAGAACACAGAACUGCUGUGUGAACAUAAAGACCGGGGUGGGAUUCAUUUUGCUCAUGGACUUUGCAAAGAUUGUUAUGAUGAGGUCUCCCUGAUUUCAUUUAUACACACUUUAUUUCCUAUAAAUCUAGUUACAGUGGUAACCCAGUGUUGUCUUCGUACAGUUUAUUGAAAUUUCGGGUGGGAUUCAGGGAGGUUCAGAGCCUCCAGCAUUCCAGCGUGCUGAAAGGCAGAGAAUCGAAAAGGCUGCUGCUGAAGGAAAGGUUAGAGAAUCAAGCCUAAUAAUUAGUUCUUUUAAUGGGAGAAUCAAUUAGUUUAUCAACUAGAAAACUACUAUGGGGCUCAUUGUCCUACUUGGUUUGACCUAUUUUCUCAGUUUCUUGUAAGUGUAUCCUUGUUUCUCUUUUUGACAUAUCUAUUUAUAUAGUAAGCUAUAUUUGAUUCCCUGAUUUGUGCAUUGUUAAACUAAGAGGAUCGUAGAUGGUUUUCCUUUGUUACUCACUGGGUGAUGUAGGUUGUACGUGUUGAAAAGAGACAUUAUAAUAGGAAAGCAGUUCUUAAUUAGAAGGCUACUGAAAUGAAGGGGUUGACGAGAGAUGGUGAGUUGAGAAAUAAAGCGGGCAUAGUUUUGUGUUAGCAAGUCCGAGAGAAUAUCCUUUAGUGAGAGAUGAAUUACUCUCAAGUUAAAACUAAUACAUAGAAUAUAAGUUGUAAUGUAGUUCCACAUUUGAACCAGAAACCCAAGGAAUGAAGUUUAGGAUACCAGAAUGAGGCUAAUGAUACGUGAACUAUUGUAAUGUAGUCUGGCUAUUACUUAAGGUGCAACUUGGAGAAUAUAUUUUAGUAAAGACGAUUUUUUACUCGAAAUAAAUGAUGAUCUCAAGUGUUCUGUUUCAGAUUAUACAGUUCCUCAAAGAGAACUUUGUCUGACACAUAAACUGACAAGAAAGCCGUCUACGUCAUCUCUUAUAAUCUUAAAAUCUAUUUUAAUUCUGAGUUCACUUAUUAUUGAUCCAGGCUUGAUCCUUAAAUGGCAUGUUGGUUCAUCUUGGAAGUGCACCAUGCUGCUCUCAGUUCAGCUUUCUCCAGUUUUGUUCCUUGAAGGCUAAUUAAGUUGGUUUAUCGUUUAGAACUCUCUCCUCACUGCUGCUAAUUUGUUUAUCGGUGUUGAGCUCCGUGAUGUUCCGUGUCAGCACAUUCAUUGGUGUAUUCUGUCCGCUUAGUUCUCUUCUGUCUGAUGGUAUCAACUGUUGGAUUAGUUUAAAUCACGAAUCGUCAUGAACCUUUCUACUUUCCGCCUUCCCCUUGAUCCUUUUUAUUUAAUUGAUUUGCAGAUUUUUAGUUCUUAUUUUAUGGACAAAAUGGCAUAUCUACUUAUUUUCAUGUGGUGGAACUUCAAUAGAUCCAUGUUAUUUGCAAUUUUAUCUGUCCUGAUUGGAAAAACACAAUUUUGGAGAGGGUUCCUGCACAUUACUCUGAUAGUAAAAGAACUUCAAGUAGAUGAACUGCCAGUAUUAGGUGCUGAUUCUGGUUUGAUGUAGAAUAAAUGUGAUCUGGAGUUGGAAUUUGGAGAAGGAUGACUAGGAUUACGCAGUUUACAAAAAGAACUGACGUUCACUAAAAGUUUGCGAUCAAAGUAGACGAAACUUUCAUUGAAAAAUUUAUCUUCCGCAACCUUUGCACGGUUGCUAUCCAUAGACGCCUGAAAUUAGCUACUUCAAGGAAUUCUUCUCCACUGGGGAACAUGAAAAGAUGUCCUUUUGGCCUGAUAUAACGCUGAAUCCUUAGGGUUAUUUACCACAUACUUUUGAGCUGAAAACUCUUUCAAUUGGGCAGACAUUACUAUAGCCCUCCAGGGUUAUCUUUGGAGCUUGGACUAAACUUUUGAAAAAACGAAAGACGAGAAAAACAAUUAGUAUUUCAUUGUAAAUUCAAUCAUGUUUAUCAUCUAAUUUUGCUGCAGAUGGGCAUGCUCAGAAUAUACGAAUAUAGAUAACUUACAUACGUGUAGAUUGAUAAUUGACUUGUUUUUCUGCCAUAUAGACUCAGAGAAUUCAGUUCAAGCGGGAAUCAAAUGCAGUCAAAGAUGUUCUUUCGGCCAAAAAAUCUGAAAAUUCUGGUAUAUGUUAUAUCCGUAUACUUAUGAACGGUAAUUUCGUGAUCUUAGUCUAGUGGUAAGAUAAGAAAGAAAUAAUUUAUGUUGGCAUUUCAGGAUCUUUCCCUGGGUUCCAGGAUGUCAAUAAGCACAACGACCAACCAUCCAAAGAUUUUGACGCGGAUAGAAAUGUGGCUGUUGACGAAGAAAGUCUUUCUGAUAUUGAUGAUAUUGAGGUAUGGUACAGAGAAUUCCCAUGGCUGUGUAAUAUCAUCAGCCAAGAAGAGAUUAAAUGGGAAGAGAACCAUCUGUUCCCUUUCAUUUCAUGUGGUUAUCUCCUUUGUUUCAUUAGGUUACCUUUUUCUUAAGAGAUGUGCUUCGCUUUUGGCAGGUUUCUGGUUACCUUCACAGUGAGGAGGAGAAGCAGUUGAAAAAAAUAAUUUGGGAAAAGAUGAACAAAGAGUAUCUUGAGGUAAUCAGAUUAAUGCAUUCACUACCUUUCUCCAAUGCUAUUUAUAUUCUAUAACUAUGAAUUUGUCUCUACCAGGAGCAAGCAGCUAAGGAAGCUGCCUCUGCAGCUGCCAAAGAAGCUUAUGAGGCUGCAUUCGGGAAUUGUUCUGAUGAGAUACGCGCUGCUCAAGAACUUGCUGCUGCAGCUGCAGAAGCUGCAGCCAAAACCAGAAAGGUAAAGCAUUCCAUGUAUUGUGCUAUCCUAUUUAUUACCAUUCUUCUCAGUUGCAAAUUUUCCCAUGAAAAGCAUCGAAUCAUGUUGUUUCCAGCUCUAAAUGGAUCUUUCAUUUCCUGGAUUCUGGGGUCCUGGUUUGUCGGAAUGAAUGCUUCUUGAAAUGAUUUGUCAGAUUAUAUUCACUCUCGUCCGUAUGGCUGAUACAUGGAAGAUGAGGCAAAUUCAGCUGCAAUUCACCCCUUUUUCUUCUCAUUAAAUCCAACAUUAUCUGAGACUGUUUCGAAAUGGAAUGGACUCAUUGUAUUUAGUUCUAUACAUGAAUGGUGUGAUUUGUUGGUGGGAGUUAUAAUCUGAUUUGAUUUCUUUGUAUUGCUCCUGUUUCUAAAUAAAGGAAAGGAGACAAAAACGAGCUGAAGAGGCCAAGAACUCUUCUCAGCCACGAAAUGCAGCUGAAGCAACUCGUCAGAUGCUGAAGCGGAAGGUAAUGUUUCUGCUCCCCAAAUCUGAAAGGAAUCCCACCCCACUUUCUUAAUGUUUUCAUAAAACACUUAAAAACUUACCUUCUUUAGCCCUUUCUUGUCUACUUUGCCUUUUCUGGUGUUCUUCUAUGCAGACAUUCAGCUCGAAAAUCAAUUAUGCAGCAUUAGACGCCCUAUUCUCUGUAAGUUCAUUUCCUUUUUUACCUGUACAUUUUUUUAAAAAAUUCGUUUUUGUGUUACAACCUCAUAUUUCCAAUGGCAAUUGAUGCUCCGGCAUGAACAUAUCCGGAUCUUCUGCUCAUUUCAAAUGGGCCCGCGGAGUGGAGUACAUGGUGGUUUCAUUAACGUUUCAACCAAAGUCUUUCUUCAUCCAAUUAAUUAUUCUCAUCUUGUCAAUAGCCCAGAUAAAGAAAAUAAUGGAAAAUAAAUCCGUUUCCUAAAUAUGGCUUGGUGCAGUCCGAUGAGGCGGGGGCAAAGAAGCAACGCCCUGAGUCGGAUGAUGCCAAGCAACCUGGGAAGCAUGAAGAAGUCAAGAAAGAUAAGUUGGAUGAUAAUGUGGCAGCGGACCAUCACGACAACGACUAUAGUGUGGAGCAAGACACGGUUGAAGGAGAUGAAUACAUCGUUGGGGACUAUGACGACGACGAUCGUAGAAAUGGUGGUGACUUUGAAUUUGAGUUUUAUUGAUGGUAAUUUGAUCCCGCUUUAUUUUGAUUCUAUAUCACAAUCUUACCUAAUAAGUUGUCAUCCAUUGUAAAUCAUGUGUAGUAGGGGAAUCAUGGCUAGUUUAGCAUAUGUUACUAUUUUGGGCGGCACUGAUGAAUUUUUUGUGUCCAAUGUAAAGAAAUAUCCUUGUUCAUUGUGCACUAAUUUAUGUCUACAUUUAGCAAAAAUAAUUAUUGUUUUUGACCCUCUUUAAUGAGGAAGUUAUGAAGGAACAAAAUCAGAUUUUUAGUCCAUUAUUCAUGAGAUCUUUGACCUUUAAACUUACAAUGAAUGAUUUAGACCUUUAAACUUACAACGAUAAAAAAAUGAUGUUGGUUAAAUGCACAAGAACUGCUUUAAUUUAUUAAUAAAGAUAAAUAUCUAAAGAGGUUUAAGUUUUUAUUACUAUUAAAAAAAUAAAAUUAGUGCAUUGGUUUUUAAAUGGGUUAAAAAAAAUUAUUCAUCUCUUUAAAGAAUAGAAAAAAUAAAAAUGAUAAAAAAGUAAAUUAAGAAGAGAAAAUUGUACAAGCUGUAUUGGUUCUAUGGGUACAAUACAUCACUUGAACCAUUGUGCUUCAUACCUUCAAUUAUUAAUUUUACAUCAUUCUUUUUUUCCCCUGGAAAUUGCAAAAAGAAUUAA